AUGCCUCUGAGCUCUGAACCCAAGAAGUUGACCCCCGAGGACGUACCCUCUAAAGAAGAUCAGGACAAGCUCCGUGACUCUGUGAGAAGCCUUUUGAACCCAGACGGCUCCAACGAAAGGAUGGAUGGCUACAUCAACAGCACCUUUAGCUACGUUCAAAACGCUUUGGACAAGGUGGCACAUGCUGAAGAUAAAGACGCAGCCUCGAAGGAAAUUGCUGAUGAUAUUGUUCAAAAGUUCAAGGUUUGGGCAGAGUCGUUUCAACAGGGCCAGAGCAACACCAAUGCCUCAAGCGAUGCUGCUGCUGCCUCUGCUGAAGAGAAAAAAGAUUAG
Messenger RNA from Candidozyma auris, 333 nucleotides. RefSeq lists its product as uncharacterized. The transcript has a single exon. Lineage: Eukaryota; Fungi; Ascomycota; Pichiomycetes; Serinales; Metschnikowiaceae. Bases 1 to 333 code for a protein of 110 amino acids. The record is from RefSeq and is a predicted model, not a curated record.